This is a messenger RNA of Pocillopora meandrina, 5896 nucleotides long. NCBI's taxonomy places the organism in Eukaryota, Metazoa, Cnidaria, Anthozoa, Scleractinia, Pocilloporidae. The record is from the annotation of a GenBank genome assembly.
AUGUUUGACAGAUCGGCUUAUAACCACCUCAAAAAACAAAAUAAAGAGGCAAUGGAGAGUGAAUUAGUUGAGGUGCAAAGCGAUAUGAAAGGCCAUGUAAUCGGUAAGGGAGGCUGUAACAUUAAAGAGAUCAUGGCGAAAUCUGGAGCAAAGAUCAGCUCUAGGAGAUAUGAGGACAGCUUCUCAAUCAGCGGCGAUACUGAGCAACGAGCACGUGCAAGGAGUCUUAUUUUAGAGAAGGUGGUAAGUUUCUACCGAUAAAAAGACAAAAUCACUUUCAUUGAAUGAGAAGGCGCUAACACUGAGGCUGAAAAUUUCAAGCAAAGUUUACCAAAGUUUAAGAGCUUUAUUUCCUUCAGGCUUAUUUUGCUGAUCUCGUCCAAAACUGAUUGAGAUUCACAUUUUUAGUUACAUCAGUUUCGUUUUAUUAUAAUAGCAAGAAAUACAGCGAAGGAGAAACGACGCACGUUCCCUUGGUGAACAUGUAGAGAUUCCUCAAGUUUACAAAGGCUUGGUAAUGGGUAAAGGAGGCGAUAAUCUCCGUGACAUCAGCACUCAAACUGGUGCAAAAGUCACAAGGAAAGACGGUGAAGUAUAUAUAGCUAGUGGAACUGAACAGCAACGACAACAGGCCAAACUGUACAUUAGCACUAUCAUCGUAAGUUCAUUCCUUCAUAGAAUAUUCAUUAAAAGCAAAAAUAUUCCUUUGUAAAUCUCUUUUGACAGCUGAAAUGAUGAUCAGGGUCGAUCUCAUGCUUUCGCACCAUUAACUUUCGUGAAUAUUAUCAUUACCAUGAUGGGCAUUCCCAUUUCCAUUGCAAUCGUUUUGAUUAUGGUCAGUGUCAAGAUGGGUAUCGCUGUUCAAGGUGGGCUCAAUGGUGGGGAUAUGUUUCGAGUGCAUUUUGUUGCAACACACAGCAGAGAAAAAUAAUGCGUGAAAAACACACCAGGAAAACAAGUUUUGGGAGCAAAUGGCAAAGACAUUAGAGCGGGGGCACAAUCACAAAGCACGAAUGCCUUGCAAAAAAAAAAUUGUAGUAGGGGAGGGAGAGUUUUAAAGGACAUGAUCCCGGGAAUCUUCGUCUAGAAAUUUGUUCCCCCGAGACACGUCGCAUAGAGCUCAACUUCUUGAACUGGAUAAGAGAAAACUUUGUGAAGACAACCCCGGUAGUCGUUUGCACGCUUGUGACAUUUUUUUUUUUUUUUUUAACAAUGGAAUUAGCUUUUCAGGAAGUCGGCCAUCCGAAAAGGAAUUGAGGGAAUGAAAAUUAUAAAUGUAGUGUUCCCGAAUCGGGAGGCGACGGUGCAAUGACUCUCAUGUUUUCGGAGAAUUAGCCAACUGGUCAGUUCUUUCCUUUGGUCUCAAUUGGAGUCUUCCAUCAUCUUUAUGCAUCGAAUUGACCAAAGCAUUAUUGUAGUCUUUCACUUCUGAAACCCUUAAUUGAAAAUAAUUACAGCUAGUUGUUCACACGAGGCAUGUCUUCUUGAGUAAACACUCUUAAAAAAGACACUAUAUAUUAUUCGUUUUUUUUGUUGUUGUUGUUCGAUGUGCAAAUACUUUGCAUGCGCUUAGAAAUAUUUCACCUCUAGGAGCAAGAUGAUCAAGGAACGUACCGCACAUUCAAGUUCGACUGAUAAAAGAACGCACAAUAUGAACGAUACUUGAAAAAAUAAAUGCUGAUACAAUAAUAAAACUUGUUGUUUUUCAAGGCUGCAGCAAGAAUGAGGGGAGUGGAAAACGAAUUCAACAAAGUACGUCGUUUCAUUGAUGGCUGUAAUCUGCCAACUGAUUGUAAGCUGAGGCUGGAGCAAGUUUCUGAGGGAGAUCGUAUGGUUCAUCCAGGAAUGCAAAGUCAAUAUCGACUGAAACCUACUGAGGACUAUGAACAUCAGGUUUGUUCAUAACAGUUAACAUUAAAAGCGAUGUAGUUUAGGAACGCGCUAAGACAGCUAUGAAUAUAUUAUCAAUAGUGUUUCAUAUGGCCUAACAAUUCCUUCUUCCUCCUUUCUUCUUUUAGCCCGCUUCUCGAGGGCUGUACGGCUUUCACUCUUUGGCACUGCUCACUCUAUCACAAACGGCUAAUCAUAAGGGGAUUUUUGUUAUGUAAUAAAUGAAACGUUUUAUUCACCGGAGUCUAAGACCAUCAAAAAUAUUUAUACGACCAACUUAGACUUUAAUUUGCCUGUCGAUGCCGCAGAUGUUUUAACGGCACUCUGCAGAUACACAAGUGCAGCCCGUGAAAAUAAUUCUUCCAGGCUAAAACUACAUGUACGUCUAGUUUCAUAAACGAUGAAAGUAUUUCGGAAUUAUGGCAUACCCUUUUUAGUGAAAAACUGGUUGUUAACGCAUAUUUCAUAUAUUUUGCAAUCGUCAAACUUAUUAGCUCGACAUCAGAAUUUGAAAUUGAAAAUUGAUCUAAUUCAGGAACCAAAUAGUUCUACUGAUGGUUAUCACUCGCAAAUUAUGGAUGCUGCAUUAGAGGCACUGCGUCAAAUAAAGUAUGAAACCGAAGAGCAACCGAAGGCUGACAUGUGGUGUCACUUGGGAACGGCCAUAAUCCGAGGAGCCGAUGAAGGUAGUUUUACUCAUAUCCAUUCUACUUCUUCUGUUAGCUCUGACUUUUUUCGUUGAUGUUUUCGCCAUCAUUAAUGUCGGCUCUUGGUGUUCUAUUGGUGUGGCUCAAGUUACAGAAGUCUGUUUUAUAAGGGCGAGCUCUUACUGAUAAAGAACAAGAAAAGAAAUUAUACGACUAUUGUUUGGAAAUGAAUUAAGGAUUACUUAAAUAUAGUGUAUCAGGCCUGGUUUUGAUCAUUGAAUCUUGUUAAAUGAAGAGGAGCUGACCCUAAAUAUCCGAUGCAUCAGUAACAAAAAAAAGUGAUGAGAACAAACAUAUAUUUCGCCAAUUUUUUUUUCUUGUAGAGGAAGUGACUGAAGGGGAAUGGAGUAUUGAUGAGGUUACAGGAAAGCUUCAAUCUUCAGAAGCAGAAAACUAUUGGAAAGUAGCCUUUAAAGAAGGUGUGAAUCUCGAUGAGAAAAUCCUGAAGGGUAAUUUGUGCGAAACGACGACUGAGGAUUUCAAAGUGAGAUAUGAUUUAACAUAUUUGACGCCAUGUGGGCACCAAGUGCGAUGCAAGGUACGGCGACAUCGUGGUUAGAAAUGGUGAUCCACACAAUAUACAAUAAGCAUAAAAUAGAUCAAUACACCAGCUGAUAAACCUUAAGUUGGCAAAGCUUUGGGAAAAAAAGAUUCGGUUAAAAAAUCUCUAACAAUGAUAUAAAGAGCGAUAUACAAUGAUAUCCAGUCACCUACAUUAAGAUAUAUAAUUAAACAGCCCUUAAUUUUUUCAAACAAGCUAACUAACAUGAAAAUAACGAAUCUCACGGAAAAAACAGAUUCUUGCAUUGCUUUAAAUUAAGUGUUUCUAAGAGGAUCAUAUUCAACAAACAGUAGUGUCUCAUAUAAUCUUUGAUAUAUAGGUAUGGGUGGCAAAGGCGGAUAUAAAUAAGAAGUUGGAGGAUAUUCCAAUCCCUUUCAGCGACGUGAAGAAUAUUCUCGAGACAAUUCACUUUGAGGACGAGGUAACACGGUCGAGAUGCCAGGGAUGGCUGGUUCUUCCAUCUCGAAGAUAUUUACAGGCCGAUAUUUUGUUUCCCAGUUGUGAAUUUGAUUGCAGGUUAACCAUUCGAGGGCGAACAGGUGGGUGUGAAACGCUUGUAAUCUGGUAUCGCACAGACCUUUGAAAUAUUAUUGGUUUUAUUUAAUUGCUAUUCUAACAACAUACACUAUCGAACUCUGUGCGAGUUUGAUACCAGCAAAGGGAACUAGGAAACGAAGAAUUCGAUAAAAGAUUUGAUAAUAAGAAAACUUGUCAAGAGGAUAUGCGUUACAAUCCUCAGGUUUUCUUGAAACACCCCAUUCCUCUGUGUGUUACAUAUUCGCGAGCGCUGCAAGUUUCUUAUGGCCAACGUACAAAGGGGGUAGAUAAGAUCUAAAGCAGGUUUGUUACGAGAAUUAAAAAAAAUUGUCUGAAUAUUUGUCGUUUGGCUAUUUUGUACCUUCAUGCUCCACACUGUAUUAUAUAACAAGAAAAUAUGACACAUUGUGAGGCUAGUCUUCUCAUUGCUGUAAUAUACGAUAAACUUACUGCUGUAAGCUUGGAAAGAAAAGGUCAUUGUUACUGAGUAAUAGGCCAGUUUGAAAAUCUGAAACAUACCGGCACAAACUCACGUCAGCGGAACAAAUUACAUAUUCACUCCACCAGAUGAAAAAAUAGGCUUAAAUUGAUUUAAAUUUAAAGCGCUGGCGCACCAUGUUAGGGAUCUCCCACUUAUUAAGAUGUAAGAAAAGUAUAUACAAAUAUAAAGAUAAAAGUUCCAAUUAUCCUUAAUAAAAUUUAAAACGCUCCUUUUUAAGGCUGUAAUACUGUUUGCUUCUCGAAUAUUACUAGGUGAACUCUUCCAUUAUCAAUGAUUUGGUUGAAAAAGCUAUAUUUAAAACCAUUAGUUCCACUAAAACUCGGGCAAGGUCCGGUGUGCCAUUUUUCCUCAAGUUAUAAUUUAUAUUUAUGUCCUUACAAAAUAGGAGCUUGUUUUAAAUAUCUAAAUUAUAAUGUCCACUAAUCGAACAAAAAUGUAACAUUUCUCAAUAAUUCUGUAGAUCGUGCGGUCAACGCAGACUAUGCACCAGAUGAAGAAACAAGACUUAUCAUGUCAAAGUAUCUCUCUGGACUCACCUUCGAUGAUGAAGAUGAUUUCGGACUCCGCCUUCCAGAAGAAACCAUACCCGAGGGAUUUCACUUGAUCCAUAAACGCUCCUCCAAACGAACUUUGUACACCGCCAAUGAGGGAUACGCGAUCAUUCUUUCCAAAGAAAGCUCGUGGCGAAGUGACAUCCUAAACGAAGACUCCAGAGAAUCGGUAGGGACAGUUCCAUCGGGCCAAGCCGGUCAAAAUGAUGUGUUCGUUAAUAUUAAUAUUCUACAACAUGGCCUCAAAUUUUUUAUGAUUACUCGUGGACACUAUACAAAUAGGCAGGCUUACCUUGUUUAAAGUAGAGUAGGUACUGCAUAUCAUGUAAACGUCACUCAAAUUUUCUUUCUGCGUUUCUUUUGGAUUUAACAACAUUUUUUCUCGUGGAACUCCAGCUAUGAUUUGAUCACCGAGUGUUGGUAUUUGCGAAGGAUCCUUCCUUCCGUCUAAGGUUCCAUUUAUCAUGUCAUACAAAGUUAUUCAUGUACGUAUUUUAAAACAGUUCUCCAUAUGCCACCAGCAAAUUUUUUAUUCUUAUUUCACAAGGCUAUACUUAGAGUAAACACAUGGUUUCAAAUGUAAUUUGGGAUGGAUGAGCGCGAACAAAUGUUUUCAAAGUCUAGCAUAAUUGCAUGAGCCUGUGACGCCGUUUAGAGGUCGUGUUCGUUUGGCUUUUUAUGAGUGCCUUUGUUUAUCAACCAUCAAAAUUCUCUGUUUUUCACUUUUUUGGCACGGAAUAACCCUUUCUCUCCACUAAAUUUUAUUAUUUCUGCAUCGGAAUUCUCAUCGACACGUUUUUUUGAUGUACAUUAUAGAUGAGGAAACGAUAUAACGAAAAACUCUGCGAGAGCGAAACCGAAGGAAACUGUGUAUGAUUUGCUGGAAGCGUAGGACGAAAGCAGCCAAAAAAGCAACAGAAAAGCUUGAAUUAGAUAACGACUAUUUUUCUAUUCAUAGAAAAUUGUUUAUUUACACGUCAUUGUUUGUAUUCGUUUGUAGACUGAUCUUCAUUUGCACUGUAAAGAGUGGGAUGAGGCACUUUGCACCAAGGACUGGGAGCCAGAUGCCAUUGUUGCAAAACUUCCGGAGUUCUUGAAGUUUUUGAAACAAGUUCAAAGUUUUGUUGCACAAGAAAUGGCAGAGUGA